Anolis carolinensis (green anole) is the source of this 6253-nucleotide messenger RNA. It is a transcript of the gene p2ry6, whose product is annotated as pyrimidinergic receptor P2Y6. Gene Ontology annotation, biological process: cellular response to pyrimidine ribonucleotide; phospholipase C-activating G protein-coupled receptor signaling pathway. Gene Ontology annotation, molecular function: G protein-coupled ADP receptor activity; G protein-coupled UDP receptor activity; G protein-coupled UTP receptor activity. Lineage: Eukaryota; Metazoa; Chordata; Lepidosauria; Squamata; Anolidae. The transcript is spliced from 2 exons. Bases 835 to 1827 code for a protein of 330 amino acids. The record is from RefSeq and is a predicted model, not a curated record. Gene Ontology annotation, cellular component: plasma membrane.
AGUUUUGUAAAAGAUAACACAGAAAAGCGAGUCAUCGUGGUUUGAGCAUUGGACUAUGGCCAUCUAAUAAUGGCCAAAAUUAUUUGAAAGAAGGCCAGGAAAUGUCUAUUGGCUGCUAUUAUCAUUAUUAUCCAUUGUGGUUUGAACAUUGGACUAUGACUCUGCGUUGGAUUCCCCGCUUGGCCACGGAAACCCAUUGGGUGACUUGGGGUGAGUGAGUCACACUCUCUCAGCCCCAUAAAACUCCGUGAUUGGGUUGCCUUCGGGUCACCACAAAUUAGAAACGACCGGAAAGCAACGAAGGCAUAGAGCAGCCUUCGAGUGAAUUCCUCCCAAGGUGCCAGUUAGCCGGGCCAUUGCGAAAACGAAAAGUGCCCAGAUUGCUAAGUCUGUUCUUCUUUCAUAAAAGCGUCAAUGAAUUGGGGGAUUAAUUGCCACAGAAAUGAUUGUGUAAUUCUCUCGCAGCCGUGACCGGAGGGAGUGGCAGCCGCUGAAUAAACUUGCAACUUCCUUUCCUGCCCCCCCCCCCCCCCCCGCCUCCCCAUUUCCCCUUCGGGACACUUCAUAAUGCAACUCACAAAGGAGAAGGAAGCCAUGGAUGUGUCAAUUUCGGAUAAAAGCGCGGUGCAGUUGUUGGCAGAGUUUUGCCGGAGGGCAGUCGUCCCACCAAACUUGACAACGUUUUGCCAGGAGCAGAAGCAGUCAGAUCAGCCGCGUGGAGCUGCGAUUUAGUCCAGGAAAUUGCAGGUUCCCCAAGGAAGGGAAGGCGGUUAUCCCAGCUAGAUAUAGAUCCUGGUUACCUGAAGGGCGAUCUGAAUACUGAAAUCCCUGGAAAUGGAUAACAUCACAUCUACAGAGAUGGAUAACAUCACUUUUGAUGUGGGGAAGAACUCGUGCACUUACCAUGAAGAGUUUAAGCAAAUCCUGCUACCAGUGGUCUACUCCGUGGUCAUGGCACUGGGGCUGCCCUUGAACGCGGUGGUCAUAGUCCAGAUCUGGCUGUCCCGGAAGGUGCUAACCCGCAACAUGAUCUACAUGUUGAACCUGGCGGUGGCCGACUUCCUCUACGUCUGCUCCUUGCCCCUGCUUAUCUACAACUAUGUCCAGAAGGACUACUGGCCCUUUGGUGACUUCACGUGCCGCUUUGUGCGCUUCCAGUUCUACACUAAUCUGCAUGGCAGCAUCUCGUUCCUGACAUGCAUCAGCGUCCAGCGCUACUUGGGCAUCUGCCACCCACUGGCCGCUUGGCACAAAAAGAGAGGCCGGGGCUUCACCUGGAUUGUGUGCGGCGUGGUGUGGUUAGUUGUGGCGGCCCAGUGCGUGCCCACCUUCAUCUUUGCCUCCACCGGCACCCAGAGGAACCGGACCGUCUGCUACGACCUGAGCACACCGGAAAGCUCCGGCGACUAUUUCCCUUACGGCCUCACCUUGACCGCCACAGGGUUCCUGAUCCCCUUCAUCGUCGUCUUGGGCUGCUACUGCCGCAUGGCCACCAUCCUGUGCCAGAAGGACGAGCUGAUUGGGCUGGCCGUCCGCAAGAAGAAAGACAAGGCCGUCCGGAUGAUCAUCAUCGUGGUGCUGGUCUUCGCCAUCAGCUUCUUCCCUUUCCACUUGACCAAGACGAUGUACCUCAUCAUCCGCUCCAUUAAAGGGACGCCCUGCCUCACCCAGCAGACCUUUGCCAUCGUCUACAAGUGCACCCGGCCUUUUGCCAGCAUGAAUAGCGUCCUGGACCCCAUCCUCUUCUACUUCACCCAACGCAAGUUCAGGGAAAGCACCCGGCAACUGUUGGACAAGGUCAGCUCCAAAUGGAAGCACAGUUCCUGAAGGAGCUUCGUUGGCAGAGUGUGGAAGCAAGUGCGCCUUUGGCUCAAGGGAAAGCAGGCAAAGGAGGGCUUCGUGGUGCAUGGCACACCACCUCUCCCUCAUUGCUGAAGCAAGCGACAAGGAAGGGGAGACGAUGCAUGGGCUCUGUGGCACCUGGUACACAACCUCUCUCAUUGUUAACCCUUGGCCAAACAAGACUAAGAGUUCAAAGCCUUGCUAGAGAGAUUGACUUUGGGGUGCCAAGGAUUGAGUCCGAAUCUGUGCCGAAUCCUCCAUCUGCUGGUGUCAGCAUCUUCAAGAAGGAGAAUGUUACCUUGUAAAUACUGAAUCACCGGUGUGUUAUUGUCUUGUGUUGUAGCUGAGGUGAAACCAUUUCAUACCGGUUUGGGAGACGGCCUAUUCUGUCUCCAGUGAGCAAGAAAAGAGAAAAGGAACAGUUAUGGAGGAAAGCUCAUCGGUUUGGUGUUCGAUGGCACACGCUUGGUCUGGAAGGCUAAAGAAAGAGGGUCCAGCUCAUGCUUUUGCAAGACACAGUAUUAUGACUAUCGGACCAAGUUGUCCCAGUUGUUCAGACUGCUUGUAAAAAAUCAAUAGGUUCUAGACUGUAUGGGGAGACAAGCUGUAAGGUUCUGCCCAUUCUGUCUCCUCUACCUUCUUCUGUAAGACUCACCUGGUUCUUGGGUUGGGGGAAUGCAAUCCACACAGUCAUUUAGUGGCAGAGGAAGAGCAGAGAAGAGAAACAUGCAAUUAUAGCCAGGCAAACAACAACAAAGGUACUCUCUGAGACCUCCUGAAGGUCUCACCAUCAUUGGGCUUCUAGCUAUAGUAGGAUAGGUAAGGAUGUAGCUCAGGUAUGGGCAAACUUUGGCCCUCCAGGUGCUUUGGACAUCAACUCUCGCAAUUCCUAACAGCCUACCGGCUGUUAGGAAUUGCGAGAGUUGAUGUCCAAAGCACCUGGAGGGCCAAAGUUUGCCCAUGCCUGACAUAGCUGGACAUUUGUACUCUAAUCCUGUGCUCGAAUGACCACUAGAUGGCCCUGCUGGGAUGCCUGAGUCCUAUAUUGCAAGGGAUUGGAGAAGUUUGCACAAAGGAGCUGGUAAAACCCUCCUUUGUCCGCCGACAUAUGCUGGCGUAUGUCACAAAUCUUCAACAUACCUAUAGGCUGCUCAGAAAGGGUGGCAGCAAAUGCCCCUCAAAACAAUAUAGCACUUCUGUUCUACAAAUUGCUACUUAUUUAGGAAAUUGUGUACUUAGUGCAUGUAUAUAUAUGUCUCAGAAGAGACUCUGUUCAAUGCAAUCAGUGUUUCGUGCCUAAAUGGUGUCAUUUCUUUUUGAGUUCAACUUUUUAAAAAUAGCAAUGAAUGGCAAGGGGUGGAACUGGAUCUAUGAGUCUUUGAUUCAUAUCUUGUCCAGUGCGUCUUAAAUAAUCUAAUGUAUAACAAAGGCAGGGGUUUUCCUCCCAACGUGCCAAGGAUUUAUAUAUUUGGCCAAUGACCAUAACAUACACUCCUACAUUUCACCAUGAAAACAAGGCAAGGAUUUUCCUUCAAAAUGUGCCCAAUCUAUAUAUAUAUAUAAGGGUAAUGAAAUUUCGGCCUAGGACAAAACAACAAAACUACACAUCCCAGAAACACUAAACUUGGCAGCACAACCCAUCAUCCAUGCCUCUACGUUCAUACAACAAAAAGAAAAGAAAAAUAAAGUCCUAAUUAGAGGGAGAGGAAGAAUUGUUUUUAUCCAGUUGCUGCCAUUUAGAAGGCUAAGCUCUGCCUACUUGGUCUCCUAGCAAACCACUCAGCCCAGGGGACAGGCAGAGUUUGGCCUCACUUACGCCUCUUCCACACUGCCUAUAAAAUACAGAUUAUCUGAUUUUAACUGGAUUAUAUGGCAGUGUAGACUCAAGGCCCUUCCACACAGCUAUAUAACCCAUUUAUAAUGGACUUAAUGUAAGGUAAAACCUUUACCCUUUACCUUAAUAACCACCAAUUCCUCAAUACUUUAUUUCCCAUACCACCAUACUUCGCCACAGCAACGCGUGGCUGGGCACAGCUAGUCUAUAUAUAUAAAAGGAGAAUGGCAUCGCUCCACCGGGCAAAACAACAAAACUAAAGGCCCCCCUAAUCUCAAAAUUUGAUAACAGAACCCAUCAUCCACGUCUCUAGGUUCAUACAACAAAACCAGACAUUCCCAACCUCCAUGGGGCCUAAAAAAACCCCCAAAAACUGGAACGCUCCAUCUGCGCCUAUCCCCAGGCUUACAAGUAGCGAGUCUACUCACUGCAAUUCCAAUUGGCCACAGCAACGCGUGGCAGGGCACAGCUAGUGGCUGUAUAUGUUCCCAAUGAGUAAAACAUACCCUCUGACGUUUUAUAAUCCAGGUCUAUGUGGCCAAGAAACAUCAGAGUGUGGUCAAGAUGGCAGAAAUAUAUUACUGAGGAAGAAUACACUAGCUAGGAGAAUCUACAGUGGUUUGCUUUUGCCUGAGCCAACUAGGAAAGGCAAGAUCGCUUUCCUACUGAAUUAAUUGAAUGUAUUCGACGUUGGCACUUUGGACUUGGUUUGUUGCAACUGAAGUACGAUAAAGUGGGAGGAAGAGAAGAAAACUGGAGCAUUUUAAAAGCAGCUGAGAAGGUGGGAAGGCAGAGGAUUAAUUGGGGAUAUCAUUGCCUAACUGGGACAAUUGGGAAGUAUGUUACAAUUGUAUGCUUUCUGUAAACUCACCAGGGACAGAUACUGUUGCAAAGAUCAUCACUUGGAGUAGCCUUGUUCCAGUGGAAAUCCAGGAUAUCUGUUUGGUGGCAAACUGGAAGUCUCUUGUGUUUUGUGGAAAUGUUAGAGGACUCAUCUUCAUAUACAACAUGUAAUGUCCAAAAUGUGGACUUCGCAGUUUUCUGUGCCAAUUUGUUGACUGUAAAAAGGCUACAAUACCCAAAGAUUCUUGGUUUCAGAGAAACACACUGUGGCAAACUUCCCAUUACACUAGAGUCUCACUUAUCCAACAUAAAUGGGCCGGCAGAACGUUGGAUAAGCGAAUCAUAGAAUCAUAGAAUAUUAGAGUUGGAAGAGACCUCAUGGGCCAUCCAGUCCAACCCCCUGCCAAGAAGCAGGAAAUCGCAUUCAAAGCACCCCCGACAGAUGGCCAUCCAGCCUCUGCUUAUACGUUGGAUAAUAAGGAGGGAUCAAAGAAAAGUCUGUUAAACAUCAAAUUAGGUUAUGAUUUUACAAAUUAAGCACCAAAACAUCUUGUUAUACAACAAAUUUGACAGAAAAAGUAGUUCAAUACGCAGUAAUGCUGUGUAGUAAUUUAGGAAUUGUAUUUACGAAUUUAGCACCAAAAUAUCACGAUGUAUUGAAAACAUUGACUACAAAAACGCGUUGGAUAAUCCAGAACGUUGGAUAAGCGAAUGUUGGAUAAGUGAGACUCUACUGUACUACUGAAACCUAAAAGGUGCAUACAGGGUGCAUCCACACUGUAGAAUUAACACAGUUUGACACCACUUUAACUGCCCAGAGAAGACUGUUGAAUCCUGGGAGUUGUUAUUUGGCAAAGCACCAAGGCUGUUUGCCAGAAAAUGCAAAAGGUCGUGUGAAACUAUGACUCCCAUUUUUUUAUUGUGCCAGAAGCAACGUGAGAACAUACUGCAAGUCGUUUCUGGUGUGAGAGAAUUGGCUUUCUACAGAGACGUUGCCCAGGGGACCCUCAGAUGUGUUACCAUCCUGCUGGGAGGCUUCUCUCGUGUCCCCGCAAGCUAGAGCUGACAGAUGGGAGCUCACCAUGUCUCACGGAUUCAAAUCGCCAACCUUAAGGUCAGCAACCCAACCUUCAGGUCAGCAAUUCAGCUGACUCAAAGGUUUAAUCUAGUGGUUCGCAACUUGUGAGUUUCCAGGUGUUUUGGCCUACAACUCCCAGAAAUCCCAGCCAGUUUACAAGCUGUUACCAAUGGUUUAACCCAUUGUGUCACCACGGCUCCUUUUUGACUGAUUCCAUGGCAUUGAGCCAUGGCUGUGGUGUCAAACUGCGUUAAUUCAGUAGUGUAGAUGUAUCUUCAGACCUUUUGGUAUUGUGGCCUAUGCCAUUCUCAUUGGUGCUCCAUGGAUAGAUAGAUAAUUACAAUUUUCUCGUAGGCAUGACUGCAUAUAUAUAGCAAAAUAACAGACAUUGCAAAUAAAACUAGUAGAAAGCAUAAAUGCAUGUGGUCAAACACAUUUUCUAAAAUACUGAUUUCCAGUCGGUAGGUCUGUGGGUUGCAAAGGUAAAUGCUACACGUAAUAAGCGUAAUAGUAAAUUAUUAAAAGGUCAGUCCCUAAGUGCAUGUGUGAGCCAAAAGGGAGGAACCUCAAAUAAUAUAAAAGUUGUCUAAUGUGUUUUAAAUGUGUUUAAUUUAUUGACUUCUUUUAAUAAAAUUAAAAAAGGGAUACAAGACAAA